AGUUUUGGUGUGGCGGUUAGUGCGAACGAUCGGUUCUUCGUAUACACAGCUAAUACGAUUGAGCAAAGUUUUUUUUUUCACUGAAGGAUAACAUUUGAAGGAAGAAAAAAAUUCGCAGAUUGAAAAACAAAAGUUUUGUGGAUUAGAUGAAGAAAAUAAUUCUGUGAAAGUCAAAAAAAUAUCGUAAAAAAAUUGCAAAACAUCACAAGUGAUCAGAAUUAAGCGAAAAUUGCUAUCAAGUGAAUUUCUUUAAGCCAAUAGAUUGUGACGCGAAAAAAACUCGAUCAAGAUGAUGAACGACGCUUUAGCUGGUAUGAUUCCAUACGAUUCGAUUGGAUUGUAUGAACAGCCAAAGCCGAGAUUUUUCUUCAAAAUGCCGCGAGUCGUUCCGGAACAAAAGUCGAAAUUCGAAAGUGACGAACUCUUCCGACGACUUAGUCGCGAGUGUGAGAUUCGUUACACAGGCUACCGAGAUCGUCCACAAGAAGAGCGACAAAUUCGUUUCCAGAAUGAUACUCGCACUCAAGGCCGUACAGAGAUUGCAUUUGUAGCAUCUGGAACAAAUCUACAGCUAACAUUCACCAACAACAUGACGCCGUAUGGACCACACGAACGUGAAUUGGAUUUCGACAAAGAGCCAGGCAAAGUUCAUAUUAAAUCGCAUAUGAUCAUGAAUGGUGUCUGUGUACGGUUUCGCGGUUGGAUCGAUUUGGAGCGUUUGGAUGGCGUUGGUUGCUUGGAGUAUGAUGAACGUCGUGCGGCUCAAGAGGAUGCCAUUCUGCGUGAUCAAAUCGAACGGUACAAUCAACGUUUGCGCGAUUUCGAAGACAAUAAACGAGCUUAUCGUGGCGAACGACAAGACGAUCUCGAAGCCGUACGACGUGGCGGUAUUGGUGUUGGUGUUGGUGCUGGCAUGUGGAGACGAUAAAUUCAUCGAUUUCAAUAGCACCUUUUUUCAGCGGCAUCACAUUUUUUUACUUUAAAUUACCUUUAUUUAUGAAUUCAAACUUUUGUCAUAUAAAAGUGUGAUUCACUUUGAUGGAUUAUUAUGUAUACAGAAAUGAGAAAAAAAUUACCUUUAUAUUUACAAUGAAGCCCCCCACUUUUAGUUGUUUUAAAACUAACAAUUAAUUCAUUGUAAGCGAUAAUAUUGUAAAGAAGAAGAAGAAGAUAACGGAAAAAAAAGAGAGAAAAACACCAUUUUACGUUCGAUGUAUUUUAUGUUUUUGAUUUUUUCUGAAGCGAAUCUCUCACUAUUAAUGAAAAUAAAAGGCUGGUGACUCCUGUUUAAUUUCAAAAGAAACUCUUUUUGUGUUUAUUUUCUAUUUGCGUUUUUUUUUGUUCUUAGAAAUAUUUGUAGAAUUUGAUGUCUUUCUCUCUCUCUCUCUAAAAUUGAUUUUUUUUUCUUAGCAUAAACUCAACACAUUGAGCCUAAAGUAUCAUCCGGCCAUUCAAAAGAUAUGCACACACACCAACGAUUCAGUCGUUGUAGCAAAUUAAAAUGUUUAGAUUAGGUGCAAUCACAAUUCUUUGUUCGUUUGUGUCGAUCUUCCGUUCGUUUUUUCUUGUCAAUUGGCUUAUGUUAAAUUUUCCCAUUUACAUAUGUAUAAACCUGAAAAAAAAAAUCAUUUGGUGAAAAUUAAUCCACAUCCAUUUUAUUAAUAACUGCAUCAGUCGUGAACAAAUAAAUAUUACGAAUAUUAAGAAUCGAAA
This is a messenger RNA of Sitodiplosis mosellana (orange wheat blossom midge), 1713 nucleotides long. It is a transcript of the gene Bgb, whose product is annotated as protein big brother. The transcript is spliced from 3 exons. Lineage: Eukaryota; Metazoa; Arthropoda; Insecta; Diptera; Cecidomyiidae. Gene Ontology annotation, cellular component: nucleus; core-binding factor complex. The coding region runs from base 290 to 928 and encodes 212 amino acids. Gene Ontology annotation, biological process: regulation of transcription by RNA polymerase II. Gene Ontology annotation, molecular function: sequence-specific DNA binding; transcription coactivator activity. The record is from RefSeq and is a predicted model, not a curated record.